This is a messenger RNA of Crotalus tigris (Tiger rattlesnake), 5184 nucleotides long. It is a transcript of the gene EHF, whose product is annotated as ETS homologous factor. The transcript is spliced from 9 exons. The record is from RefSeq and is a predicted model, not a curated record. The coding region runs from base 287 to 1258 and encodes 323 amino acids. Gene Ontology annotation, molecular function: DNA-binding transcription factor activity, RNA polymerase II-specific; sequence-specific DNA binding. NCBI's taxonomy places the organism in Eukaryota, Metazoa, Chordata, Lepidosauria, Squamata, Viperidae. Gene Ontology annotation, biological process: regulation of transcription by RNA polymerase II; cell differentiation. Gene Ontology annotation, cellular component: nucleus.
CUGAAUGAAAAAAAAAAAAAACUUCAGAGCAUCUCCUUAAAUUCAUUUCUCAGGAUUGUAUCCAGGUACCUGCUUUAAGAAAUAUCUAACAGGUGCUAUGUGAGGUGACCAGCAGCAUUUGAUUUAUAAUUGUAUUAUUGCAACCGUCAGGUUAAAGGAAAAAUCUAAAAUAUACUAGAGCUAUUGGUAAGCUAAGCCAUUGGCUCAGUUGAAGGGGAAGUCUUUCCUCUGCAAAAUAGUCAACAAAUUGCAACAAACUGAAGCACUCCAGCCUAAACAGAGAGGAAUGUUCAAGGAGACAGGGAAAUGUGUGUUUGAGAAAUGGAGCAUAGAAACUGUGUUUGCACUGAAGAUCAUGAUUUUAGAAGGAACUGGCAGAAUGAGUCUUAAUUCCGUCACAAGUCUUCUUCAUGAACAGUCGACCUGGACAGAAGGAUAUCCCACAUGUAAUGCAUCAAGCAAUUUUUUUGGAACACAGUGGCAUGAAAUACAUCCUCAGUACUGGACAAAGUAUCAGGUCUGGGAAUGGCUCCAACAUCUUUUGGACACCAACCAGCUUGAUGCCAACUGUAUCCCAUUCCAGGAAUUUGACAUCAGUGGGGAUCAUCUGUGUAGCAUGACUUUGCAUGAUUUUACCCGGGCAGCUGGUUCUGCUGGACAACUUCUUUACAGCAACCUCCAUCAUCUAAAGUGGAAUGCUCAGUGUGGAAGUGAAGUGUAUCCAUCACACAAUGUCAUUGUUAAGACAGAACAAACAGAUCCAUCUUUAAUGACCUCUUGGAAAGAAGACAAUUAUUUCUAUGAUAGUGGAUAUGGUGGCACAGUAGAAUUAGUGGACAGCAAAGCUUACUGUCGAGCACAGCUUUCUGUCAGCACUGGUGGUCACCAACCUAUAGAGGAGUCUUCAGAAGGGAAGAAAAUUUCACAAGAUCACCCUCCAAAAUCACACAACAAGAAACACACUCCUCGAGGAACUCACUUGUGGGAGUUUAUCAGAGACAUUCUCCUUCAUCCAGAGAAGAAUCCUGGGUUGAUAAAAUGGGAGGAUAGGUCAGAAGGCAUCUUCCGAUUCUUAAAAUCUGAGGCAGUGGCUCAGCUAUGGGGAAAGAAGAAGAACAACAGUAGCAUGACUUACGAGAAACUCAGCCGUGCCAUGAGAUACUAUUAUAAAAGAGAAAUUCUUGAGCGUGUAGAUGGACGGAGACUGGUAUAUAAAUUUGGGAAGAAUGCCCGUGGCUGGAGAGAAAAUGAAAACUAAACACAACUUUAAAAACAGCUGUAGAAAUAUUCACUCGCAGGAAAUCCUAUUGGAUGUAAAUAUUCUAAAGACUGUUUUCUUCUAUUUAUGUACAAAAAUUGGGGUCUGCAGAAAUUACGUCUAAUGGGAAGAAGGAACACUAUUGUUUGUUGAUGUUAUAACUAUUUUAUUUGAAAUAUGUCCUUUUAUGGAGAGUAUGUACACAGUUUUCUGUGACCUAUGAUAACACUUUAUGUAAAUGUAUAAGGAUGAGUUGCCUUUCUUGUAAAGAUUUUACAGAAAAUGAAUUCCAAAAGAAAUGUGAUUUAGCAUAAUGCUGUGAGAGGCAUUUGCUAUAGUGGGAGAAAAUCACAGGGCAUUACUUUAUACUUAGGUAUAUUACUGCAUUUUAGAUAACUAAGGAUUUAGAGUAUCUGUCUCAGAAUUUUAUGAGAUAGGUUUUUCCAUUCAAAAUAUACAUCUUUUUUCAAAGGCUGUUGAGUAGUGAGACAUCAAUGGUUAAUUAAACCAAAGGCUGUUGAGUUAUGACUUCAUUUUUUUCUUUGGGUUUUUUUUUUUUUUGCCCUUCUUCUAUCUAGACAAUAUUAAUGUGGCUAUUUAAAAGGCCUGGACCUUUUUGUAGUCCUCCAUUUAAAGUUGGAUUUAUCAACUCAUUCCAUGCCCAAAUAAUUCUCUUUUGAAAUAAAUCCUAGAACAUGAAGAAUUAUGAAUAAAAACAGUGGAUGCUUUAUUUGUAGACCUCAAUAACUUUAGUUGAGCUUCGUAACCAACCUUGAAUGCUUGUGACUCAAAUCACAAAAUUUUAUGUGUCAGCAGCAUAAAACUGCCUUUCCUAACCUGGAAUCAUCCAAGUUUUGGAACUACAAACAAUUGUGCAAACUGGACAUUCUGACAACUUAAUUCUAGUUCAUCUGCCAUGUUGAAGAAUGCUAUCUCUAGUGUAUCAAGGAUAAUCAAAGUGACAAAACCUUCCUUAAAAAAAAAUCAACUGUAUGUCUAUAAAGACUGGCAGCAAAUAUCCACAUUUCUGACAGGAGUAAUUUUUGGUUCUAUCUGAUCAAACUGAACUUGAGAUUUUAUGUAUCCAAAGCAUUUGCUUAGUCACCGACCUAAUAUAUGUUUGGAUAUGAACAUAGAAGUCUGUGUGAUAAUGAAGUUGUACUUUGAUAUUAAGGUUUUUUUCAUUACAUAAACCAAGUCCCUCCAUUCAGAAUGCUAAUAAUUUAAGGUUCUGUUUCAGUCUUUCUUCCCUUUCUCCCAGAUGCCUAGUUUUUAUUUCCUGGGAUGGGAUGGCACGGAAGAAUAUUUCGUCAUGUAAGUUCCUUCAUGUAAGUUAAAAUGAUUCAGUAUAAGCACUACCAGCCCAAGAAAUACAAUUAAAAAUGACUUCUUUAAGCUCAUUAAAUUUCAGUUGUGAGACUGGAUCCAAACCGUCUGAAAUUAAAGUUUCUGUGUUCAAUACCAGUUGAGUAUUUUUCAUAAAUAUAUCAAAAUCACUUGUAGAAUAGAGCUUGUGCUUUUUGCUAAUAAACAUUGGUAGCUGCCGUUUGAUGAAAAAUACUCCUAAACAAGGCAGAUAAAAAACACCUUUGCAGCCGUAAUUCGUGCCAAAACUUUUAGCUAGCACACAUCCAUUAUAGCUAUGUUAUAUUUGAACUUUGCUUAAGAUGAGUGGAGGCAGUUAAUCUUAUUUAUAGGAGAAGCUGGUAACCAGGACAGCAGGUUUCAAAGUAAGCCUUUUCUGUUGACUGAAUAUUUACUGACUCACUGAAUGAGAUUUUUCUUCAGUUUCUCUCUGUUCUUUAUUUUUAAAUCAUCUAGACUCCAUAAUCUAAUGAUCUUUUUGUGCAGAAAUAUCACAUCUGAUGUGUUGGAUUCGAUACAGCCUUUUGCUAUUGAGUCAAAACAGUGUUAUUGCAGAGUAUCUAUAAUGAUAUAGCUAAUUUUUUCAAUCUAUAUUCUCUUAAAUAAGUUCUAUUGUCUUAUGUCUAAGAAUCUAGAUGCAAAAUUAUAGCAGGGGAUUUUAAAAAAUUCAUGGUGUUGUUCUUCAACAAUAUGAGAAUUAAAACUGUAUCUAAGCUGCACACAAAGUGAAGAAUACAGACAGCAGUAUUAGUAUAGAUUUCUCCAAGUUGGUGGCCUUCAGUGCAAUCACAGAGAAAUAAAGAAAAGUUGACCACCUGCUCAAAACCCUACCCCCUUUUUAUUUGCAUUGUGAUAUACAUAAAAAUUAGAAAUCAGAGCUACAUUCUUGAUUUUUUGAUUCUUCUUUUACUAACAUCCCUGGUAUCCUUCAUGCAUGUUGCAUUCUUCUGUGUUAUUGAAAGAGCUCUGGAACUUGCAAUUCAAUCAAGUUGGGUUAGAUAUGUUAGUACUCUAAUCAUGGAAUCUAAUAGAAACUUCAAUCCAUAUUAACUUUUGAUUGCCAUUUUAACUUUUAUUUAUUUGGCCAACUUGAUCUUGCUUUUGAGAUUUUGGAAACAAUCCAUAUUGAUAGAUGCUGCUAUUUUACUAUUUUACUAUCUCUUAGACCAUGGAGUAUCUGCUUAUAAGCGUUUAUCAUCCAAAAGGCAUUUUCUUCUUAGAAUGCAUGAGCAUUACAAUAACAAUACAUUUCUAAAUCCUCAUUUUGGAGUAGUAUAACGUACUAAGUUAUCUUUGUGAUAUAAUACAUAGCUCAUAUUUAUAUUACAUUGGUAAACUGCUGGCCUUUCUUUCUUCACGGACAACCUUGGGAAUUAGAAUAUGUGAAUAGAUUUUAAAGUCUAUAAUUAGAACUUUUCAGAAUUGAAAAUAUUUUGGAAAAAAUACUUUUCUAAAAAGGUUUUCCACUAUCAAGCCUGCUCUCUUUAAUUUUGGUUCUGUGAGUCAUAAUAUAAAUUAAAAGGGAUUUUUUCAGCAUAGUCAGGAUAUUAAUAAAAUAAAUUUGAAGCAUAAAUGUGUGACUAAAAACCAAAUAAGUUUAAAGUAUUAAUUACAUUUAGGGUACUAUUUUUCAACAUUCACAAGUGUAUUUAUUAACCUCUUGACAUUAACUGAGAUAGAUUUCCCCACUGUUGGCACUUUAAAAAUGCAGUUUGUCAUUUGGUUCUGAAACUUAAUUCACUUUAAAAAGAGACAUGGUAUAACAUUGACCUAGCUCAGGGGUAGGCAACCUUGGCUCUUUUAUGACUCGUGGAUUUCAACUCUCAGAAUUCCUGAGUCAGCUACCCCUGAGCUAGCUAGAAAAAAGAGCAUAAACAUAUAAAAAUGAUACCAUAUUGACAAGCACGUGCAACCUCAUCCAACGAUGAACUUUUUACAAAUUCUAAUUAAAGGAUACAAUGAAGAUAUGAGUGUAGCAAAUUGUUAUUUAAACAUAAAGGCAUUGAUGAGAUUGCUCUUUUAAUGUUUGCAAAGAACAGUCUUUUUAGAAGUAUAUUUCCCAUGAAUAUGAUUUGUACAUAUUUUUAGGGUGGCAUAAUUUUUUUAAAUGUAUAAAUCUGUAUACAUUUUAACUCAGAUGUAUAAAGAUUUAUAAAUGUAUUGCGGUAUUUAUAUAGAUGAACCCCAAUCACCAAGAAUUUGCUGAUGUAGUGUGCUGCUUUGCUUAAGAAGUAGUUUGUGCAUCGUACUACCUAGUUCUGUGGAUUCCUAUUCAUAACUAAUAGUUUGAAUGUUUAGCUACUACAAGGUAGGUAUCCCUGAAAAUGCAGCCACUAUGUACUUGAGAAAGUAUAUGCAGAAACACUUAUAUGCUUAUCAUUACAGCUUUCUUGUUACUGUAAAAUGACUAGAAUCUCUUGCUAGCUUCCCCAUUUAUAAGUUUUCUAGAAGUGAAUUUUUGUACGUCAGAUUUAAUGACUAUGACAAAAAACAGCAUACUGUUGCUAAGACUGUUUCUAUCCACAAAUUGCUAAUUAAAACAAUGUGUUUGUUUCUUUAAA